Molecule: messenger RNA, 894 nt
Organism: Linnemannia hyalina
Lineage: Eukaryota; Fungi; Mortierellomycota; Mortierellomycetes; Mortierellales; Mortierellaceae
Source: the annotation of a GenBank genome assembly
AUGGACGACUCCUGGGGAGAAAUGGACCGUCUCUACUUUGCCACCAUCACCGCGAAUACUCCCAUCACCGCACCUCCCUCGCGGUCCCUGGAAAAGUCCAAUGAGAACCAGGUCCAAGCGGCUGAAUCCCAGGAGAUGGACCGGGAAGAGUCCCGGGAGGAAUCACAAGAGAAGGACGACAGUCCGAGCGAGAGACCAAGACCGAGAGACAAGGAUAUCCAGCGCGAGGUCACCACGUUGGAGGCUGCGGGCAAGCACACACAUCUGAUCAAGUACUUUGGGACCGUCGAGGACCCUAGCAGUCCGUGCCUGUUGUUUGAACUAUACCUGUCAAGAAACUUGAAUAGCCUCCUCAGCAAUCGCGGGGCCAUCAACGAGGAGGAGACUCGGUAUUUCAGCGCUGAGAUCGCAAUUAGAUUGACCCACUUGCAUGACCGAGGUUUGAUCCAUUGCGAUCUUAAACCUGAAAACAUCUUCUUCGCCUCCAGUAUGCGUGUCCGUAUUGGCAAUUUGGGUUUGGCUGAGAGAUUCGAUCUGGAACGCAGCGCGGUGAUAGAGUUGGGACUGAUGGAGGAGGCUUGGCUGACCAAGAGAAAGGAGAAGCACCCCGAGAAGCCGGAAACACUCUUGCAUAUGGACGAGCGCAAGCUGAAUCUGAACGCCAAGGACCUGGUCAGGCUUAUGCUGGAGUUUGAUCCAAAGAAGCGGCAGCAGCUGAAGAACUUGUACCUUCAAAAGGUUUUCAAGUUUGGAUACUCCCCCACCGUUCUAAACGAGGACUUAUUAUGGGCGUGCCUGACCUGGAAAGCGCAAUGCGAUCCCGUCGAAAUCGGAGCAUGGGGGUCAAUACGAAGGCCAAGUUGGACCCCUAUUUCGACCUCGCGAUCAAGUUAA